This is a messenger RNA of Cyprinus carpio (common carp), 642 nucleotides long. Its product is annotated as microfibril-associated glycoprotein 4-like. The record is from RefSeq and is a predicted model, not a curated record. Gene Ontology annotation, biological process: elastic fiber assembly. Lineage: Eukaryota; Metazoa; Chordata; Actinopteri; Cypriniformes; Cyprinidae.
AUGUAGAUGAUGGUGUUUUUGGCUGCUCUUCUACAAGUUGUACUGAUGAGUGAAUGUCAGGAUGGAAAUGAUUGUUCUGAUAUUUAUAACUCAGGAGAAACAGUCAGUGGGAUUUACUCCAUCUAUCCAGCAGGUGAUGUUCCUGUCUCGGUUUAUUGUCAGAUGAUCUCAGAUGGAAAAGAUGAAGACAACGGAGGAUGGACGGUGAUUCAGAGGAGAAUGGACGGCAGUGUGAAUUUCUAUCGGCCAUGGGAUCAGUACAAGAGAGGAUUUGGGAAUGUGGAGGGAGAAUACUGGCUGGGGCUGGAGAACAUGUACCAGCUGACAAAUAGCAGGAAGUACAUGCUGAGAGUGGAUCUGGAGGACUUUGAUGGAAAUAAAGUCUUUGCUCUGUACUCAUCCUUCUCUGUGGGUCCUGAAGCCGAUGGCUAUAAACUACAUGUUUCAGGAUUCAAAAAUGGAGGAGCAGGCGACUCUCUGGCCAACCAUAAUGAUCAGAAGUUCACCACAUUAGACAAGGACCAAGACCUCUAUGACCAAAACUGUGCCAGAUUGUAUCUUGGGGCAUUUUGGUACAAGAAGUGUCACCAUGCAAAUCCCAAUGGUGUGUACUUAUGGGGAGACGAUCCCACCAUUUUUUAA